AUGGUCGAGACUCGAGGCAAUCGGCCAUCUUUCGAUGCCACAUCUGAUCUUCCCUCAUUUCCUGACGAUGAACUGGACCAAAAGCCACCCCUUCUCCUCGAGGAAGAGGAUCAUGGUACCCCGCCUGCCGCUAAAAAGCGUCGGAUGGACGCUGGCCCGGACGACGAACCCACCUUCCAGCAAUCCCUUGACAGUUUAGAUCAACACGGCCCCGGCCACAAGAUUGAAGAAGAACUUGCGACUGCACUCGGUGAAAGUGUCGUGGAUUCACUCGAGCCUACCGAUCACCCGCCGGGUGAUCAAUCUCAAUCCGAUCCAACCGUCACCCAGAAUGACAACCCCAACAUCAACGCUGAUGUCGCGUCCAUCAUAUCCGAAAUAAUGGACCACACGGAGCGUCAAGAUCAGACGGUAGCUAUGGGCACGCAAGAAAUAUCUCCGGUCGGCGAAUUCCCCGGUGCGCGGGGCUUCGCGUUCCUCAAAGCCAAUUCUCAUCUGAAAAUCCAAAGUUUACCCAUCCUGGAUAAUUUGUCAACCCAAAUCCUCUCGUUUCUCUCCAAGAACAGUUACCAGGACCUGACUGCCAUGGUAUCCGAGCCGGAAUCCGAGAACGGCCAAGCAUACGCAACCAUGCGCUCGCUAUUCGAUCAUACCAAGAGGGUUUACACCGUGAAACACUCCUUCCUCCAAACUUCCGAUCUUGAAAUCACCGAAUCAUCCCAAGUGGACAUCAUUCGCAAGGCCAAUUUGGCCUCUUUUGUUUCCAGUAUUUUCGGCUCUCAGGAAAUCGGGUUCUCGGAGUUGAAUGAACACUUCUUAGAUGUGUUUGUGCCAGAAGGUGGCCGGCUGUUGAAGGUCCAAGGGGCUUUAUACCUGGAGCUCAAGACUCAGGCUUUCAUUGCAGCCAUGAACAGCAAGACUCGUACGCGGACACAGCUUCUGUGUGAACUAUUCCCUGAUGACAUGGAACAACGACUACUUGGGAGACGUCCUGGUACGAAGCAAUUGGCUCCCAGCGAAACCGACUUUGUGAAUCGACUGUCCUCCCGCCGUGAUAUUCUUCUUAAUGACAUCAACAACGAGGAUGCACUUAAGGCUUUGCCAGACAAAUACCAUUGGGAACACUUCCUUCGAGAUCUGAGCUCGUACAUCGCCAAAAACUUCGAUCAAAUUAAUUCUCAACAGGGAAAGAAACCCAUCAAAGGGCGCCAACCUUCUAGCUCCAAUGGCGAUGCCCAAGAGUCGCCCAGCACUACCCAUCAAGGGCAGUUCUCUGUGAGCCAACCGGUUGAGGUUCCGGUAGACCGCAACAUGCAUGGCGAUCUCGUUGCCCGUGCUGCUCGUGCGGCGCAGAUUGCGUUACAGGGCCAUGGCCUCCGACGCUCUCAGCAACAAUCUCAGCAACAGAGUCAAUACCAACAAGCUCCCUCUCAAGCUAGCCAAUCUCCUCAACCUCAUGCCCAACCUCAUACCCAGCCGCCGCAACAGCAACAGCAGCAGCAGCAACAACAACCGCAACAACAACAAUCGCAACAACCGCAGCAGUCGCAGCAGCCCACUCAGCCUGAUAACCAAUACCUUCACGGCUAUACUGCUGCGCAGCAGCCCCAACAGCCUGCUCAACAGCAGCAUCAGCAUCAACAUCAACAGCUGCAUCAACAGUCGCAACCGCAGCCGCAACCGCAGUUCCACCAUAGCCCCACCCCUCCUAGUGGAUAUCAUCAACAACAGUCUGGUGGCCUAACCUUUCAACAAAGUCCCCUGCAAGCAAAUUUCCAGCAAUACAAUCCGAAUGCAGCGCAGGCAAUGCAAGCUCGAAACAACGGGAUGUCUUCGCAACAACAGGGUUAUCUUCCAGGUAUACCCCACAUCUCUCAAUCGCAACCGACCCAAGUCCUGUACGAGCGGGCUCGGAUGGCCGCAUCAGCAAAGUCUUCACCUACCAGUCGAAAGUCCGGUCUCCCCAGUCAGCGACGGCCUUGGACUACAGAGGAGGAAAAUGCCCUGAUGGCCGGUCUUGAUCGCGUGAAAGGACCACACUGGAGCCAGAUCCUGGCCAUGUUCGGCCCUGGCGGAACCAUCAGUGAAGCUCUGAAAGACCGUAACCAGGUGCAGCUCAAGGACAAAGCUCGCAAUCUGAAGUUGUUCUUCCUCAAGAGCGGGAUUGAAGUGCCUUACUAUUUGAAAUUUGUCACUGGUGAGCUGAAGACUCGUGCGCCUGCUCAGGCUGCCAAGAGAGAGGCCCGCGAGCGUCAAAAGAAGCAAGGCGAGGAGGAUAAGGCGCAUGUCGAGGGCAUCAAGGGUAUGAUGGCCUUGGCUGGGGCACACCCGUCGCCCGUUCACGGACACGAGAUGUCUGCCUCGCCCAGCCUUCCCCCGGAUGCUAAUAGCCAAUCUGUGUUCGACCAGACCGCCGAACAGAACUUAAUGCAGACGCUUAGUCAAGAGGUGCACGGCAGUCAAUAUCCUCAACACCACGCCGCCACCCCCGACCACAUCGAUCCUCACAUGCAAUUGGGACAAUAA
Molecule: messenger RNA, 2526 nt
Organism: Penicillium cosmopolitanum
Lineage: Eukaryota; Fungi; Ascomycota; Eurotiomycetes; Eurotiales; Aspergillaceae
Exons: 4
Coding region: 1-2526 (841 amino acids)
Biological process (GO): telomere maintenance via telomere lengthening
Molecular function (GO): protein homodimerization activity; double-stranded telomeric DNA binding
Source: RefSeq, a predicted model, not a curated record